This is a messenger RNA of Podospora pseudocomata, 1695 nucleotides long. RefSeq lists its product as uncharacterized. NCBI's taxonomy places the organism in Eukaryota, Fungi, Ascomycota, Sordariomycetes, Sordariales, Podosporaceae. The coding region runs from base 1 to 1695 and encodes 564 amino acids. The record is from RefSeq and is a predicted model, not a curated record. Gene Ontology annotation, molecular function: hydrolase activity, hydrolyzing N-glycosyl compounds. The transcript has a single exon.
AUGUCAUCAACAUCGGCGCCACAAAUACCCUUCGCUGAAGGCACCGAGGAGUAUGGCUACUACGAGAGACUACAACAUGUCGUCAGAUCCCGCCUCCCCGGUAUGAAACCCCGGGUUCUUGUCAUUACAGACAUCGAACAAGACUACGAUGACCUCCUCGCUAUUAUCUUUCUGAGCGAGAUGCACCGCAUGGGCGCCAUCGAAAUUGCCGGCUGCAUAGCAAACCAUCACCCAGCGGACAGACGCGCUAAGUUCCUUCGAACAACUCUAGACUGCCUCAACCUGCAGCAUGUACCGGUUGCUAUUGGCACUAAGGGUGCUAGCGACAUCGUGGCCCAUGCUCCAGAUCUCUACUAUGGCCUCAAGAACAGACGGUUUCACGACUACGCCGAGAGAAAACAUACACCUCCUCUCUCAGGCGAAGAGCUCAUCGACUUCCUUGUCGACCAAUCCGGCAAGGUACAGACACCGGGGGGGACACCUACACAAAAGCUCACUGUUUUGCUCAUCUCUUCAUUACAAGACAUAAGCGAAGCAUUCGAGCGGUGGAAGUCAGUACCCGGCCCACCCUUCCCCACAGACAAAUUCGACAAGUUCAUCUCUCAAGGCGGGUAUAAACUAGAGGGCAACAACCUCUGGCCAGAGAUGGGCAUGACAAACAACAAAUUCCACCGUCAAGCGGCCAAGAACUACACUCGAACCCUUCAAGGUUGCAAGCUCAAGUCUGACGCUUGGUCUCGCGAAGCCGCGAAGGCCGCCCGUCUCGAUGGCUCGUUCUUCCAGGAGCUCUUCCAACUGGGGCCUAUCGGUGCUCAUCUCGAGUGGGUGUGGCUAAGGCAGGAGUUCAAAUUCUACUACGAUCCCCUUAACGAUCCAUAUAUGCCCCAGCUCGAUGUUGGAUGGUAUCUGAACACACGCCUCAACCUCUCUCGAAAAUCGGACCUGUUCCAGCAAUUAGCAAAGUCGAUGCCGCCCUUCCAAGAGGUAGUCCCUCUUAUCAAGGUCAUUGCCUACGACUGCUGUGCCGCGGUCGGUGCAGUCGGCGAGGACUUCAUGAAAGCCUUCCACGUGCUUGACCCAUCCGUGAAGCAACAGGCCCCCCUCGACGAAACACUUUCCGAACACGAAAGGCUUUUCAAUGACAACAAAACCAUCCACCGCCUCUUCGGCCGGACACAAGACGACAUGGGCGGGAUCAACGCUGACCAACUAGCCAGCGUCAUGGAAGUCUUUAUAUUAGGAGGCUUACUCGCCACAAAGGACCACGCCGAAAAGUUAUUACAAACCAAGAGCCCAUCCACAGCUAUACCCGACCACGAACCCAUGCAAUACAAAAAUACCCUCGAAAACUGGGAACACGACAGGCAACAGCCCCUCAUCACUGAAGUCAAGAGGUGCCGGAAGGAGUUACAGGGUCUCAAAGAUAAGCAAGCAGACGCACAGGACAGUCUGGAGCUGGCGAGGACAGCAAAAUCACAUGAUAGGGUGAGACAGGCGGAAAAUACCUUGAAUGAGGUGGUUGGGAAGCAGACAAAGGCCGAGAUUGCUUUGAACGCGGCAAUUGGUAGGAUCGAGGAGGACAAGACACGGGGGGCGGAGAGGAAGUUGAGAGGAGAGUAUGAUUCUAGCACACCGGAGCUAUCUGGGGCUCCGUAUGAGCUGCUCUAUCAGAGGGAUGUUCUCGGGAGAGCGUAG